Molecule: messenger RNA, 1479 nt
Organism: Owenia fusiformis
Lineage: Eukaryota; Metazoa; Annelida; Polychaeta; Sabellida; Oweniidae
Source: the annotation of a GenBank genome assembly
UCUUAGUAUAGGAAGUAUCAAAUUUAUUUUUCAUUUGAAAACUAUUUAAAAACGCGAAGCAUAAUUGUAUAUGCGUUUGCAUUCCGGAGACGGACACGGCAAGACAGCCAUUGAAGCACCCUUUACACUGUUAGCGACAUACUGAGAUGAAGCAUUCUAUUUGUCUUGCGUUUGGACUGACAGUUAUAUGUGUAGCUGGAUUGUCGCAUGGGUCAGUUAUCUCCGAUCUCAUCGAUUUCAAAGACGAUCCUCUUCAAGAACAUGACAGUGCAGCAAAAGAUGAGGAAUUUGGUUCCAGGAAGAAGCGCGCUAUUGGUGCAGUAACUGCUACACUGAUUUCCGCGGGUAUAGCAGCAGGCACAAGCCUCAUAGGAACAACGACAAGUGCUCUUCAGGCGCAAACUGGCUUCGUCGUAACGGUUGGAAUUGAAAUGGAGAACUAUUCAAAAUGGUUAUUGGCAGACCCGCGUGCUAGAAACCAUUGGGGGCAAAUAGCUGUCCCGCCAACUUCAGUGAAACCUCGGACGAAGGAAACCAUGAUCGCUCACAAGACUGGCCAUCUCGCGACCGGAACCUCAGGUGUCGCAUCAUGGAGAUUUGCAAAAGGAGGCCGCGCCUAUAGAAUAAUAGUUAUGUGGUCUGUCCCCUACAACCAAGAUCACUAUAGCAACUGGCUAGGGCUUGGCAUCCGCCCCGAACAAUCCACCGACCCGGCCUUCAAUGACAUGUAUUACCGUACUGACGAUUCCUGGUUUGUUAAAAAGGAUUUUUAUCACAACACCAACACGCUCAAGUUUUGCAAGUUUGGCGUAUGUGUGUCUGGUGCCAUGGGAACGACUCAUAAGCCAAGAGUGAUUGUGAGGUUCAUACCCCAGAGCAUUGACGAUCUCGCCAUCGGUUUAAAGGAUAUGAUUGAUGGCUAAAAUGAUGUGGACACAUGGAACACUAUAUGACAUCUUUAGGUGGAAGAACUCAGAAAUUUAUAUAUCUUUUUAUAAUGAUGAGAUUUGAACGUUUUUCAUUUGAGAAAAUAAAAAUUGAAUGAUACUGAGGAAGUUCAUUACCAUACUGUCAUUUCAAUAUUAUAUCAUACAGGGUGACACGGAAGUGCCACCCAAAUAAUUGUGCAAGACUUUUUUCUCUGCAUGGUUUCCGGCUUAUUCUUUAGCACAUUAAGACUGGACUCUAUACCCUUUGCAUUCGUUCGACUUUGCUUCUCAAAUCUGAGAGCUUCGUCUUCUUAUAACUAGACUCUGCGCGCAGGGUAGGACUUCAUGGAGCACUGGAUGCACUUUUAAUUUUCUAUCACGUUCUUAUACUGUAUUAUACUGGUACUUAUGUAUGUAGUUGAUGGGAGGGGGAUAUAUUGUACGAGCAAAGGAUUGAAUUUACAAUUACAAUUUGUGUUUUUUAAUAGUAUAGUUUCUAUAUCCAAUAAAGUACCUGAAUAAAGCUGAAAUAAUAGGCGCGACCCUUGUC